Messenger RNA from Ilex paraguariensis (yerba mate), 204 nucleotides. Lineage: Eukaryota; Viridiplantae; Streptophyta; Magnoliopsida; Aquifoliales; Aquifoliaceae. The record is from the annotation of a GenBank genome assembly.
AUGCAAGGAACCCAGAGGGAUUCAAUGUUUGCCUUGUUAAUGCUGAAGGAGAGAGACCCAUAUGGAUUAAAAGUUUGGAUUUCUAAUGGGGGUUGCUCUGGGCUCGAACUUGGGGGAUCUCAUGCUUUGGCAGCUUCUGAAUUUUUACCAUUGCAGUUGCAGGCAAUGGAUGGAAUUUCAAUUCACAUAGGUCGGGGGCAAUAA